AUGACUCAAUGCGUUAUGAAUUUAGGCGAUUGCGAAGGAUCUCAAAUAUCAAUGGGAUAUAAUUCUUACAUGAAAAAGGUUGAAGAGUCCAUAAUAUCUAAUCCCACUGAAAUAUUCAACCAUACGCAUAUGAAAAAAGGUACUACAAGGAUACCUGGAAAGAUGUUUGAUGGUAUUAAAUCGUAUGAUUCUUCUCAAGAUAUUGUUGAUGCUUUUGCUUCUAUAUUUUCUAAUACUUAUUUUCCUAAAAUAGAUGUUAGCGCACAAGAUAUUCCGUCAAAUCGUCUUUGUGUUCAGCUACAACCAGUUACUGAAGAUGAAUUGCUUAAAUACAUGGCCCGUUUUCCUGCUAAACACACUUCUGGAGAUGAUCAAAUACCGAGCUUCAUUGUACAUGAUGUAAGAUUUGCACUCGUAAGACCACUUUUGUAUAUUAUUAACUUAGCCAUAUCAUCGUCCACAUUUCCUAGUUUAUGGAAGAGAGCUCGAAUAAUUCCUGUUUAUAAUAAAGAUGAUAAGACGCAAUUAAAAAACUAUCGACCGAUUGCCAUUCUUUCAAACUUCGCAAAAUUAUUUGAGGAAAUCAUUUAUACUUGA
This is a messenger RNA of Zophobas morio, 597 nucleotides long. RefSeq lists its product as uncharacterized. The transcript has a single exon. The record is from RefSeq and is a predicted model, not a curated record. The coding region runs from base 1 to 597 and encodes 198 amino acids. NCBI's taxonomy places the organism in Eukaryota, Metazoa, Arthropoda, Insecta, Coleoptera, Tenebrionidae.